UGGCUUCCAGAUCCUAAUACAAAGUUAAAAGUAAUAUUUUUAAAUGGAGUUUUAGAAUUAUUUAGGGUGUACAUUGGGAUUUAAUUUGGAAACAAUUUACCUAAACUGUUAAUAAAUGGUUGACUCACAAAUUGAUUGAGUUUUCGUGUGUUUGAUUAUCCAAUAUACGUAAAAAACAUCACAAAUGUCAUCAAAAUCUAAAGUAGUUAUUGCUCCUGGAGCUGUCAUUUGUAAGGAGUGUGAAUUGCGUGGAGAGAUUUCUAUUGGUAGUAGAACUGUUAUACAUCCAAAAGCUCGAAUUGUAGCUGAAGCAGGCCCAAUAAUUAUUGGAGAAAAUAAUUUAAUAGAGGAACAAGUUCAGAUAUUAAAUGUCAACAAAGAAAAUGCAAACCCUGACGCACAAACUGUUAUGGUGAUAGGAGCAAAUAAUGUUUUUGAAGUUGGUGCCUAUGUAGAAUCUUUGAAAAUUGGUGAUAAUAAUGUUCUAGAAUCCAAAUGCAAAGUUGGACGCUAUACUGAACUAACAUCUGGUUGUGUUAUUGGUGCAAAAUGCGAUAUAUCAUGUAAUGAAACUAUUACAGAAAAUACUGUUAUUUAUGGAUCCAAUUGUGAAAGACGUUUCCAAGCUGAAAAGCCAGCACCUCAAACAUUGCAGAUAGAAUUCUUAACGAAAAUUCUUCCCAAUUACCAUCAUCUUCGAAAACCAACUCAACCAAAAGCAGCUACAUAGAGUUAUUGGAGAAGAAGAUACCUUAAGUAAUUUCCUCGGUAAAAAAUAAGAAAGAUAGAGAAAAAAUCAUUAAUUUCUUAUAAAAGUGUUUUUUUUUUUUUUUUUUUUUUUGGCAAUAAUGGAAGAAAAUAGUUGUGAACUGUUUAAACGUUGUGUACAAAACCAUUGUGUGCUGAAUACAAACCAUAUAUAUAAUAGUCAUAGUAUGAUGACUAUUAUGUGUGUGGCCAGAUCAAAAUUUCUAUGAAAAUAAACAAUAAGAAUUGGUGAAAAAUAAUUUGCUUGCAAGUUAUAAACUAUUAAAUAUGUUAAAUAAUAGUGUGCUUUGCAUAACAUUGUGGCAGUAUUAUGUAAUAAACUUAGUCAGAGAUCCUGAAUCACUGAUGUGGCGAGCCACGGAAAACUGAGGCUGGUCCUCAGUUUUUUACCAGUCCACAUUUUUUAAAGAAUAUUAAAAAAGCAAUAAUAAUAAUUGCUUAUCUUAAGAUUUAAAUAUUGUUUUUGAUAAAUGAUGUUAAAAAUUUUUUUACUUUUUUUUUUUUUUCAAUAGUAAGGUUUGAGGGGGGGAAAUAUCAUAUACAUGAAAAUUUUAGCCAAUUAUAGUGUUUCAUGAGGCAAAAAAUCUUGAGGAAUGCUAAGCUAUAUCACAUGAAUUUGAAAAAAGUAAACUUACGUUGAUUUCUUUAUGGCAGAGAAAUUCUAUUGAAUUUGAAUCUAGAUUUGUUGAAAAAUCUAACAUCGGUGAAUAAUGACAGCUAUUUAUUUUUGCAACAUUUUAUAAAGGGUUGAGUUGUGUAAAAUAUUUGUAGUUUUCUAUUU
Uloborus diversus is the source of this 1549-nucleotide messenger RNA. RefSeq names its product dynactin subunit 6-like (gene DCTN6-p27). Bases 185 to 730 code for a protein of 181 amino acids. The transcript is spliced from 7 exons. NCBI's taxonomy places the organism in Eukaryota, Metazoa, Arthropoda, Arachnida, Araneae, Uloboridae. Gene Ontology annotation, molecular function: dynein complex binding. Gene Ontology annotation, biological process: mitotic spindle organization. The record is from RefSeq and is a predicted model, not a curated record. Gene Ontology annotation, cellular component: dynactin complex.